This is a messenger RNA of Triplophysa rosa, 2837 nucleotides long. RefSeq names its product ETS variant transcription factor 5b (gene etv5b). The record is from RefSeq and is a predicted model, not a curated record. Gene Ontology annotation, cellular component: nucleus. Lineage: Eukaryota; Metazoa; Chordata; Actinopteri; Cypriniformes; Nemacheilidae. The transcript is spliced from 12 exons. Gene Ontology annotation, molecular function: sequence-specific DNA binding; DNA-binding transcription factor activity, RNA polymerase II-specific. Gene Ontology annotation, biological process: regulation of transcription by RNA polymerase II; cell differentiation. Bases 272 to 1855 code for a protein of 527 amino acids.
CGAUGCUCUUGGAAAAGCAGGCGAUCCCAUUGAGAAAAUUUCAGUCGCGUCAAGCUUGAAGCGAGUGUAAAACCCAGUGGAGCUCACAAAGGCAGCUUGUUUUUUCUUUGGGAUUUACCGAGCUGUCUUUUUUAUUCCAAGAAAGGAUUUCAUCACCGUCGGGCGAGGACAUCAUCCGUGUGAUUUUGGUGGGCCCACCCCCUUUAUCCCCUGUUAUUUCCAUUUUACCAGCCCGCUGCAGCCUCUUGGGCCGCGGUGACAAGCAAGUGACAUGGACAGGUUUUACGACCAGCAGGUCCCUUUGAUGGUGCCUCCUAAUAAGUCUCAUAUGCAGGAACCGACAUACAGGCCUUUCAGUGACCGAAAGAGGAAGUUUGUUGACACAGAGCUGGCACAGGAUACAGAGGAGCUCUUUCAAGAUCUGAGCCAGCUACAAGAGAUCUGGAUUGCAGAAGCUCAGGUACCAGAUGAAGAACAGUUUGUUCCAGAUUUCCAGUCGGAUAACUUGAUGUUUCAUGGACCCCCUCAAACAAAAGUGAAGAGGGAACUGAGUCCAGGCAGGGAGUUUUCCCAAUGUGGACAAGAGCAAAGACUCUCUCCCUAUGGAGAGAAGUGCCAUUAUAACUACAGUGCCUUUGACAGGAAGCCAUUUUCUUUUAACAAGCCCUUGACGCCCCCCUCCACUCCGGCAUCGCCCUUUGGCUCCUCCGCCAGUGCAGCGACACACCCUCUGCCAAAAAGAGUGAUGCCUCCAGCACAAACCCAGUCACAUGGGCCACCACUAUUGCCUGGCUCCUCCCACCGCUCCACGCCACCCCAUCAGAGAGCACAGGCUCCUCUCCACAGUCAAAACCCACCUUUUGCUGUGCCCUGCCCACCUGGCAAACACCCAGAAGCCUCGUACAACACGGAACACAGGUUCCACCGGCAACUUUCUGAGCCCUGUCUGCCCUUCCCGCAAUCAGAUGGCCGUUGUCAGACACCUUACCCCCCACAGAGCCCUAACCACUUUCACCGGAAUAGCCGGCCCCCGUACCACCGGCAGAUGUCUGAACCAAUGGUGCCCAUGCCUCCCCACGGCUUCAAAAAGGAGAUUGUGGAUCCUCGCUACAAUGACCAGUGUGAACAGAGCAUGGGUCCUCCUCGCGCCCCGCUGUUCCACCAGAUGUCAAUCAAACAGGAGCCCAGAGACUUUGGCUUUGACUCGGAAGUACAAAACUGCCAGUCAUCUUUUGGCAAAUCAGGAAACUUCUAUGGAGCAAAUAAUGAGGGUUUUGCGUAUGACGGAGAGUCCCACCUCUAUUACGACGAUGCAUGUGUGGUUCCAGACAGGCUGGAAGGAAAGCUAAAGCAGGAAGGUGGGAUGAUCAGGGAGGGUCCGCCAUACCAACGGAGGGGAUCUUUGCAACUCUGGCAGUUUUUGGUCACUCUGCUGGACGACCCAGCCAACAGCCCCUUCAUCGCUUGGACCGGGCGUGGACUUGAGUUUAAACUCAUAGAACCGGAGGAGGUUGCUCGACGUUGGGGUAUCCAGAAGAACAGGCCUGCGAUGAACUAUGACAAGCUGAGCCGCUCGCUGCGUUACUAUUACGAGAAGGGCAUCAUGCAGAAGGUAAAGGUUGCUGGAGAACGGUACGUGUAUAAGUUUGUGUGUGAUCCAGAUGCCCUCUUCUCCAUGGCGUUCCCUGACAACCAGAGACCCAGUCUGAAGGCCGAUCCCGAAAGUCUGCAAGUUCCAGAGGACGAUACUGUUCCACUCUCUCACUUUGAAGAGCCUAACAGUGUCGCCUAUCCAGGAGAACCCAGGGACCAGUGCUUAGCGGGGCCAUCUUUUCCUGACAAUUACGUAUACUGAACUGUCACGACCCCCUCGAAACUACCGCUGAGCGGACCAGAAGAACUCCUAAGAUGCAUUCUCGCACUCCAAAAGCAGCUCACGUCAAAUUGUAAUCACUGAGGAAUCUGUAGCGCCUGCCCACGAGUCUUUAGACUUGCUUGCCACACUUUUAACUGUUUGUUUUACUACACAGGUUCCAUGUUGAAAACGCAUGGAGCUUUUUUUAUAAGUAAACAAAGAGGGACACAACAGUAUUUUCAGUAUAAUCUCUGAUUUUAUAUGUAUAAAUACAUGUAUAUUUUAAAAUAUGGCUUUUGUGCACUGCUUUCUUUGUGUAUUGGGCAUGGUGUCUUUCAAUGCUCUAUUUCAAGUGAGUUUUGUAGAAUACUUGCAUACAAUGCAUAAUGAUGAACCAUGGUUUUUAUUAUAAGCUAAAAAAAUUCUCCAGCUGGCCAAGUAAAAUGCUUUAUAACAGUUCAGAAAUGGUUAUUUACACUGCUCUGCUUUUGUAAUGUGAUUUUUAUGGAUUUGGGGGAGGGUGGUACGGGUACUGAAAAGUGGAAUCUAUGUAUAUUAUGAGUAUAUUUUUGCAAAGGCUGCAUUGAAUUGCAUUGUAUAAGCUGUACAACAGACGUUUGUUCAAAUAUGUUCUUUUUGUACGGUGACUUGUGCGAAUUUGCAAACCAACUCUUGAUAUAGAGAAAAAUCAAAGCUGAAAAGCCUCUUGUUUACCAAAGGAUUAUGGCAAGGCAGUCUGAUCUCUGUUCAGUAGUAAACAAAGCAUGUCAAGCAGAUUCCCAGCUCUUUCCACCUUCACUGUCAAACUUAUUUGUCUGGGUACAACAGACCCCUAGUUCUGUUUCACAGUGGAUAAAACUGUUGUCACGUCUUUUGAAGACAAUUUCUAUCGUUAUAAAGUUUCAAGUACAGUUUUGGUGUACAAUUACAGAUAUGUAUUUUCUAAACUAUCAUAUGGUACAGAAUAAAUAAUAAAACCUUC